AUGAAGUUUUCUACUAUCAUCAGCGCAUUCUUGACCCUCGCUGCAACAGACACCCCUACCACCAAUGCCUUCCUUUCAAACUUUGGUAUUCAAGGUCAAUGGAAGGAAGAUCCGAUGGGACCACGAAGACAAACCCGUGUUGAUACUUCAGAAUUGAUCGAAGAAGCCUUAGCUGCAUCCAAAAAGUACGGAGCAAGCUCUCCAGAAGCUCGUUUGGCAUGGGAAGUCGUCGAAGAGAUCGAUGCAAGCGACAACACCGCCCCCACACUAGGUGUUUCAUCCGAUUAUAAGGCACGGGUCGAAGGACUAGUCACCCGUCUCAAGCAACAGCAGCCAGCUAUGGCCGCUUUGAAUAGUAUGGCCACAGACAUCGAGGCCAUCAAGCUUUCUGCACCCAAGAAUACUCCUGCUCAAGAGAAUGUCCAACUUCAAGAAGCCAUGGACAACGCCAAGCGGCUAACUCAAGCCUUUGGCGUGCAUUCAUCGGAAGCCAAGGUUGCUUGGGAAACUGUGGAAGAAAUCGCCUCUAGUGGGAGUAUCGAAAACGCAAUGGGUGGUAUGCUAACACCAGAAGAGUGUCUGGUCGACGCAGCCAGCGAGGCCUGUGAAGCCUUGGAGGAACUUAACCGGGUGUUGCACUUGCAGGAACAACCAAACCUUGGAAAUACCAUGAGCCUUUAA
This is a messenger RNA of Cylindrotheca closterium, 681 nucleotides long. The record is from the annotation of a GenBank genome assembly. NCBI's taxonomy places the organism in Eukaryota, Bacillariophyta, Bacillariophyceae, Bacillariales, Bacillariaceae.